Messenger RNA from Lutzomyia longipalpis, 1722 nucleotides. It is a transcript of the gene Aduk, whose product is annotated as serine/threonine-protein kinase ULK3. Lineage: Eukaryota; Metazoa; Arthropoda; Insecta; Diptera; Psychodidae. The record is from RefSeq and is a predicted model, not a curated record. Gene Ontology annotation, biological process: peptidyl-serine phosphorylation; protein autophosphorylation; autophagy. Gene Ontology annotation, cellular component: cytoplasm; autophagosome. The transcript is spliced from 2 exons. Gene Ontology annotation, molecular function: protein serine/threonine kinase activity; ATP binding. Bases 201 to 1613 code for a protein of 470 amino acids.
GAUUGGUUAAUGGGAAGCAAAUCUUCUGGUGCAUUGUUUUGAUUUUCAUGUUUUUGUUAGAAAUUCCUGGAGAAUUUUUUGAAUUUUAUCGGUAAUUUAGAAUUAAAAGUUCUUUCUUUUACCUUUAAUGCAUUUACUGUUUAAGUAUAAGUUUUAACUCCCUAAAACAACCCCAAUUUGAUAUUAGAAGUGAUUUAAAAAUGUCUUUUGAAGCAACUCCAAAGAUAACAGAUUACGAAUUGCUGGAGAAACUUGGCUCUGGAAGCUAUGCCACUGUCCACAGGUGCCAGAAGAAGGCGACAAAAGAGAUUUUCGCUGUCAAGUGCGUGGAAAAGAGCAAACUAACGAGAUCUUCAGUGGACAACAUCAUCACAGAGAUUAGACUUUUGCGGCGAUUGAAGCACCAGCACAUUGUGGAGAUGCACGACUUCCUGUAUGAUGAUAAGAACAUCUACAUUGUGAUGGAAUACUGCAAUUCCGGAAGCUUAUCGGGCUUCAUAAAGCGUCGCAAUGUACUCCCGGAGAGUACAUGUCGAUUCUUCCUGCGGCAGCUGGCUCUGGCGCUGGAGUACAUGCGUGAGAACAACGUGAGUCACUUUGAUCUCAAACCGCAGAACUUGUUGCUCUCGAAGACGCCACAGGUUGUCCUCAAAGUAGCGGAUUUUGGGUUCGCGCAGCACAUUGAGCUGGGGCAGGAGAACACAACAAUCAAGGGAUCACCCCUCUACAUGGCUCCGGAAAUCCUCCUACGCAAUUGCUACGACUGCAAAGCUGAUCUCUGGAGUAUCGGUGUGAUUCUCUAUGAAUGCCUCUUCGGGAAGGCACCGUACAGCUCUAAAUCCCUCGCUGAGCUGAUGGAGAAGAUUCGGUUGUUGCAGAAAAUUGAAAUUCCCCAGAAUACACGGAUUUCGCCGGAAUGUGAGGAUCUCCUCACGCGACUUCUGCAGCAUGAUCGGCAGAAGCGAAUUGACUUUCGGGACUUCUUCCAGCAUGACUUCCUUGAUCUCCGGCAUGCUCCGUGUGAGAAGAACUUCGAACGUGCCCUCGAAAUUGUCCGUGAAGCUGUUGAGGCGGACACUAGGGGUGAUCUGGAGCAGGCCUAUCAUCUCUACUGCGAGAGUUUACAGUUCUUUGUUCCCUACGUCCAGGCUGAGCAGGAUAUAGCGAAGAAACAAGCUCUGCGCGCUCGUGUUAGGACUUACAUGCAACGAGCUGAGGAGAUAAAGCACGCACUGACGGGUGAGAAGCCACCCACGCAGAGCUCUGUCCGGAAUGCCCUAACUCCACGCCUACUAUACCAGCAUCUCCAUGCACUGAGCCACUCUAGCCCCGCACUGAGAGAUGGGCUCGAGAUUGGGCGUCAGGGGGAGCUAUAUGCCCACGAGGGUAACUACAGAGCCGCCCUGGAGUCCCUAAAGACCUCCCUGGGUAGCCUUGUGCCGCUUCUAGGGCAGGAGCCAAAGGGUCAGCGUCGGGAGUUGCUGCAUCAGCAAAUUCAGGCGUGGAUGAAGGAUGCCGAGAGUCUUAAGUCUCUCCUAUCGGCACGUGAUAUGCAGGAUGACAAAGACAUCCCAAAUUCCCACAACACCCACUCCUACUGUAGCAUCCAGUAGGGAAUUUUGCAUUCCUUUCAUUCGGCUUAAUUAUUAUUGUUGUUCUCCGCACUUUCUAGUCUGAUUGGUAGAUAGAAAAUAAAUAAAUUAUUUUUGCUUUGAAAAAAAA